Molecule: messenger RNA, 1479 nt
Organism: Emericellopsis atlantica
Lineage: Eukaryota; Fungi; Ascomycota; Sordariomycetes; Hypocreales; Bionectriaceae
Exons: 2
Coding region: 1-1479 (492 amino acids)
Source: RefSeq, a predicted model, not a curated record
AUGACCGAUGUCUACGAUGGCUUUGGCGAGGGCCGCAUCGGCUCGCCCAGAUCCCCGACUCGGCCCCACAGCAUGCGACGCAGACAGAGCAUGCAGGUGCUCGAGCUGGAAUCCAGAGUCGACCAGCUCCUCGCAGAGAAUCGCAUGCUGAGCGAGGCACGAUCACACGCCGAGCAGAACCUCACGCAGGCUCAACGCGCCGCGACUGCGUUAUCCGACCGCGACUCCGAGAUCGAGUCGCUCAAGGCGUCCCUGCAGUUCCUGCAGAAUGAAGUAACACGCCUCACCGAAGUCAACGAUGGCCUCACCAGCGCCAACGCCGAGCUCGCCAAACAAGACCAUGGCCGCUACACAGACCUCGAGUCUCGCCAUGCCAGCGUCACGCGAGAGCUCACCGAGGCGCGGGGCGCCCACAAUACCUUCCAGCAGUCGCUGUCCGACAAGGACGCCGAGAUUGCCGAACUGCGCGCGCAGCUCGAGGAUGCCAAGGAACAGAUCCGCGAGAUGCAGCGCAAGAUACUCGAGUCCAAGGCUGCCGACAGCGACUUCCUCGACAUCAGAGAUGAGGAUCACUUUGACAACCGCUGCCAGCAGCUCUGCUCCCACGUCCAGCAGUGGGUGCUGCGCUUCUCCAAGUUCUCCGACAUGCGCGCGUGCCGGUUGACCAGCGAGAUCAAUGAUGAGAAGACCAUUGACCGUCUCGACAAUGCCGUGCUGGACGGCUCCGAUGUCGACAGAUAUCUCGCAGAUCGCGUCAAGCGUCGGGACAUUUUCAUGUCCAUGACGAUGAACAUGAUCUGGGAGUUUGUAUUUACGCGCUACCUCUUUGGCAUGGACAGAGAGCAGCGCCAGAAGCUCAAGUCGCUCGAGAAGAACCUGACAGAGGUCGGGCCGCCACACGCUGUCCGUCAGUGGCGCGCCGUGACGCUGACCCUUCUCGCCAAGCGAGACAAUUUCAAGCAACAAAAGGACCAGGACACCGAGGCCGUGGUCCAGGCCAUCUUCCAGACGCUCUGCAAGAUUCUCCCGCCGCCGGGCAAUCUCGAGAGCCAGAUCCAGACCCAGCUGCGGCGUGUCCUCCGCGAGGCUGUGGAUCUGUCCAUCGAGAUGCGCACGCAAAAGGCGGAGUACAUGAUGCUUCCGCCCUUGCAGCCCGAGUACGACUCGGAAGGCGAGCUGGCGGCGACGGUCCAGUUCAACGCCAGCAUGAUGAAUGAGCGCUCUGGGAAGAACACGUCGUCCAACGAAGACCUCGAGGCCGAGGGCGCAGUAGUCCGCGUCGUCCUCUUCCCCCUCGUGGUCAAGCGGGGCGGCGAUGAUGGUGUAGGGGAUGAGGAGAUUGUGGUGUGCCCCGCCCAGGUGGUUGUCGCGACGCCCAAGGGGCGCCGGGGCUAUGCGGCAUCGAGUGACGCUGGGGGAGCGUCGCUGCUCGGUGGCCGCAGCCACAUCAGUGUCGUCACGGAACACAUGGGCGAGUAG